Molecule: messenger RNA, 703 nt
Organism: Drosophila takahashii
Lineage: Eukaryota; Metazoa; Arthropoda; Insecta; Diptera; Drosophilidae
Source: RefSeq, a predicted model, not a curated record
AUAACAAUUUAACUUUACAGUUUGUAUUUUAUUAUAUUUUAAUUUUUAUUUCACCUUAUUACCAUGAUUUUAAAACUAAAUUUAGUAUUAUUAACGUUGAUGGUGGUGGUGUGCUCGCUUCCGCGUGGAACUGCCCGAGCUAUUCCCCCAAGUGAAGUGAAAUUACCGCAGAUUAAAAGUGACGCAUUGACCAACCAAAAUGGGACUCAGAGAAAUACCACACUUGUUGUUGGAAGAGUAAACUCCACAGAUUUAGCGAAACCAAAGGCAGCGCCCAUGAAAAUAAUAUCGUCCAAUCCGACGACAAUCGUAAGGCAUGUAGUACGUGAAAAACGUACAUCUGAGCCUUUUGACUUUGAGACCAAUCAUUUACCAUGCGAUGUGGACCUAGGAGCUAUCAGAAAGAUUGCUUCAGUACUCCCCUCCUACUGCACUUGGGUGUUCAACAACAAAUUUGCCACGGAGAAUUUUUAUCGCUAUUAUAAAACCUAUCAGCUGGAGGCCUUCAUGUUUGGUCAGUACCAUGAGCGCUUGAGGCGUUUUGAGAUGGAUCCGCACACCUGGGACUAUGCGAGUGUAGUAACGUAGGAAAAAAUAAUUAUGAUCGAGUAUUUUAAGCAGCUGGUAGUUUGUUGUCAAUUGUUUCUUGUCAAUUGGACAAAAAUUUUUAGUAUUUGACAAAAAUUUAAAAAAAAAAACAUAA